Molecule: messenger RNA, 496 nt
Organism: Phyllostomus discolor (pale spear-nosed bat)
Lineage: Eukaryota; Metazoa; Chordata; Mammalia; Chiroptera; Phyllostomidae
Gene: NICOL1
Product: chromosome 1 C4orf48 homolog
Exons: 4
Coding region: 159-446 (95 amino acids)
Source: RefSeq, a predicted model, not a curated record
UCUCUGAGUUUCCAUGACGACGACGUCGGAAGGGAACCGCUCAGGGUCCAGGGGGGGCGCAUGCGCGGUGCGCGCGGAACGCGGAGAGUCUUCCCGAGCCGCCGGCGCUGCUUUCGCGGGUCUCUGAGCCGCGGGCGGCCGGCUCCCUCCACUUGGCCAUGGCCCCGCCGUCGCUGUGCAGACCCCCGAGGCCGUGGCUGCCGCUGCUGCUGCUGCUGCUGCUGAACGUGACGCUGCUGGGAGCCCCGGCCCGCGCUGAGCCCGCCACCGGGAGCUCCAUCCCUGCGCAGAGCCGCCCGUGCGUGGACUGUCACGCGUUCGAGUUUAUGCAGCGCGCCCUGCAGGAUCUGAGGAAGACGGCGUACAGCCUGGACACGCGGACGGAGGCCCUCCUGCUGCAGGCCGAGCGCCGCGCCCUGUGUGCCUGCUGGCCCGCCGGCCGCUGAGGACCCCUGCCCGCCGGCACUGUCCCUGUCAAUAAAGACCCAGCUCAGCA